Messenger RNA from Acinonyx jubatus (cheetah), 7463 nucleotides. It is a transcript of the gene ZFP42, whose product is annotated as ZFP42 zinc finger protein. Gene Ontology annotation, molecular function: DNA-binding transcription factor activity, RNA polymerase II-specific; RNA polymerase II cis-regulatory region sequence-specific DNA binding. The coding region runs from base 328 to 1239 and encodes 303 amino acids. NCBI's taxonomy places the organism in Eukaryota, Metazoa, Chordata, Mammalia, Carnivora, Felidae. Gene Ontology annotation, cellular component: transcription regulator complex; PcG protein complex. Gene Ontology annotation, biological process: regulation of transcription by RNA polymerase II. The record is from RefSeq and is a predicted model, not a curated record. The transcript has 3 exons.
AUGUAGGUGUAGCCUAAUUUGAAUGUGUCCAUCAAAAAGAGGGCGGGUACAGUAGGCGGAGCGUAAAGCAGGGAAGAUUUCAGCUGCUGUUGGGGGGCGCCAGUAACAGUUUCUUCUUGGUCUUUCUUUUGGAAGGAAAUAUCAGAGUGCAUGGACAAAUGUUCUAAGCCCUGGGACAUAGGAAUAAAGCAGAAGAGGACCUUGCCCUCAUAGACCUUACAGUCUAAUAGCAGGUGUUUGCUGAAGGCAGUUUACUCAGAUCACUAUCACCUGGAAGUGGUUGAUAUAUCCUGGUACAAACCUUCAAGGAAGAAGCAACACGACAAUAUGGACCAGCAACUGAAAAAAAAGGUAAAGACUUGUGGCUGGAAAGGCUUGGGUAGAAGAGCCUUCAGUGGGGAUAAACCGAAGCCAUCCAAGCCACGGCCAGCCCAACAAGAACCUUUUGACAUGCCAUGGGCCUUAGAAGAUGAAGGUGUAUUCUUUGAAAGUAGCCACCUAGUUGUUGGAGAAGAUUCCUUCUCUGAUUGUUACAUAGAAUGCAUAAUAAGAGGUGAGUUUUCUGAACCCAUCCUGGAAGAAGACUCACUGAAGUCCCUUAACUACCAGGAAGAAGAAUCAGAACAAGAGCUUUCUCAACAGGUUCUUACUGCAAGCUCGCUUCUGGGGAAAUCCUUGAAAUGUGUGCAAAAAGGGGCAAAACAAGAACUUUCUCAGCAGACUGGAGAGAAUUCACAGCUUGAGUAUUCAGAGUAUGAGACAGGCAAGAAGCUUUCUCCUGGAGGAAUACCCAGCACUGAUGUAUCAGAUCCUAAACAGUUUGCAGAAUUUGCUAGAAAGAAGCCCACAAAAAAUAAGGAAUAUGAUGCUCCAGAAAGAAUUGUUUGUCCUCACAGUGGAUGCACAAAAAAGUUAAAGAAUAGAGCUUCCCUGAGAAGGCAUCUCCUCGUUCAUGCUCCCCGAGAUCAUGUAUGUGCAGAAUGUGGGAAAGCAUUCAAUGAGCGUGCAAAACUAAAAAGACAUUUUCUGGUUCAUACUGGAGAGAGGCCAUUUCGGUGUACUUUUGAAGGGUGCGGAAAACGUUUUUCCCUGGACUAUAAUUUGCGUACCCACGUACGUAUCCAUACUGGGGAGAAACGUUUUGUGUGUCCCUUUGAAAGCUGUCAUAAGAGGUUUGUCCAGUCAAAUAACCUGAAAGUUCAUAUGUUAAUUCAUGCAAAGACCAACAAAAAUCCGUGAAAGAGAAGAUAGAAAAUAAUCCUUAAACAAGAUGAGCAUAUUAACAAAAUAGUGAUUUGGGGGCAUAUGUACCUUAUUACUAUCUCCCAAAAAGAACUUUUUCAAGCAAUUACAACCCUACAUGGUAUAUAUUUUUUUAAUGUUACUACAAUGCUCCUAAAACUUAUGGUAUCAUUUUAGAACACUUUUAGAACAUUUUAGAGCAUUUGCUAAAUGCUCAAUUUCCAACAGUGUAUUUCUAAUGGGAAGACCAGUAAUUAAUUUACUUCAAAAGCAUAAUCCUUAAUACAUUAUGAAUUGGAUUGCUAGAUUUUCACAGGCUAUAAGUACGAAAUUAACUUUUUAAAGUGUGUAGUUGCGAAUUGUUUAGCUUUUGCCUUUUAGGAAUAAACUUCAUGCUACGUGUGAUAAUCAUAGAGAAUGAAAAUUUUGCUGUAGAUUGUCAAUAAGUAAAUGAGUAGUUAAACAUUUUUAAAAGAUACACAUUUUUAAAUCCUUUUUUAUCAUUGUAUGAAACUAUACUGAAAUCACGUAGUUAGAUUUGAAUAGUUAUUUGGUAGUAUCAAUUCAUUUGAGUCCAUUUUAGGUAUUUUAAAAGGAAAUAAAACUCCAGAGAUGCUAAAUCUGGAUUAAAAAAAAAAAAUCAGAGAAGUGUGCCUUGAAAAGAGAUACCAGGGGCACCUGAGUGGCUCAGCUGGUUAAGCGUUUGACUUCGGCUCAGGUUACAAUCUCAGGGCUCCUGAGUUUGAGCCCCAUGUCAGGCUCUGUGCUGACAGCUCAGAGCCUGGAGCCCGCUUGAGAUUCUAUGUCUCUCUCCUUUUCUGCCCCUCCCCUGCUCAUGCUCUGUCUCUGUCUCAAAAAUAAAUAAACAUCAAAAAAUUAAAAAAAAGAAAAGCAAUACCAUUUAUUUGUCUUAGAAAUUAACUAAACAUUGCAAAGGUUAAUAUUUAAGUAUUGGUGAGGGGUGAGGAGAAAGCUACCCUUCUACAUGGUUGGUUAAGAUAUAAAUUGUCACAGCUAUUUUGGAGGGUUUUUUUGCAAGUGUGCUUUAUAAGUUUUCUAGGGCUGCUAUAACAGUACUACCAAAUGAGUGACUUAAAUAGCAGAAAUCACAGUUCUGGAGGCUAGAAAUCCAAAAUCAAGGUGUUGAAAGGAUUAGUUCCUUCUCAGUAUAUGAAGGAAGGAUCUGUACCUGGCUUCGCUUCUUGGCUUAUAGAUGGCUGUCUUCACGUUUAUGUGGUUGUUUUCCUUUACAUCCGUAUCUCUUCCCUCUCCAUGUCCAUGUCCAGAUUUCCUCUUACAAAGAUACCACUCAUUGGACUAGAACCCAUCCUAAUAUGCUCAUUUUAACUUGACUACCUCCAUGAGGACCCCAUCUCUAAAAAAGGCCAUAUUCUGGGACACUGGGGUUAGGAUUUUGAACAAAUUUUUGGCAGCACGCAGUGUAAACCGUAAUGUGCAUUCCCUCAGAUUCUGGAAUUGUAUUCUACAGAAAUAUCUGCACUAAUGUGCAAAGAUAUUUGUUCAAGGAUGUUGAGCAAAGUAUAUUGAUUAUAAUUUCUAUCUUAGAUGUCCAUUAAAAGGGAACAGGUUGCAAUCAUGAUACCUCUAUUCAGCAGAACGUGUGCAGAUAUCCUUAAAGGAAUUCUGACUGUAAAAGAAAGGAAAUAGGGCCACAGCCAGAGGAAAGCCACAGAGUAGGAGGAGGUUUGUUGUUUUUAAUAGAUGGGACAGAAUCUGGGGUAAUUCAUAUGCUAUGGAAGAAAAUUCAGAGAAACUGGUUAAAUAUUCUGGAUAAAGGGAGACAUUGUGUUGUCCAGAGGCAGCUGGUGAAAAUAAAACUAUAGUUUCAACAUAAGGAUUAACUGAAUCCCUAAUGGGAAUAAUUUGAUGGGCAGAACAAAAUGCAGGUAUCAAACUUGGAAUGUAUCUCCCUUCCCUACAUUAAUAAUUAUAAGUACUCAGAUAUAGUUAGGAUACUACAUUUGAGGUUAAGAUUUAAGAUCCCAUUGUUGGUAAUGGUAGGUAAUAUGUACCAUAAAUUUAACAGCUUUUCAGGGGAAAAAAAGAAAAGGAAAGUAGACCAACUUUAAGAUUAAUUUUGAUUUGAAAAAUGCCAGAAUGUAAAAUCACAUGAUACCAAAACAAUUAAAGAAAAAAUGAAGGACUUAUAUUUUGGCCUCAGAAGGAGCAAAUAGUUACUACGUAAUAUUGUGGAAACUUUAACUUUUUACUUAUAAUGUAUCUGGUAUGGCAUUUAUACCAUCAUUUCUAUAGGAAUGUGGGUCCUGAGUUUCUAAGUCAAAAGGAACACUGGAUACAUAAUCCAUUUAUAAAUUUGGAAUUUCCUCUAAAUCAAACACCUGAGUAUAGAAUUUAGGAUGGGAAUUUAGUACUUGAUUUGACGAAGAUGAUGGAGUAUUUUGUCUUGUUUUUGCUUUAACAUUAAUGUGUUUGAUUUGUUCCUCUAUGGAUUUCUACCUCAGAGUUGAAUUAGGAUGUAGUAUCUCCAAAGGGUAAGUAAAAGGCAGGAUUAAAUAGAGAGCAGUCAAGACUAGAUAAAAAAAAAAAAAAAAAAAAGUCAAUGGCAGGGUUUAGGGAGCAAGCUCUUAAGACCUGGGACUCAAAGCAUCAAGAGGGAUCAAGAUUGACUUUCCCUUUGUAGAGGCUGGUCUCCUUCUGUAGAUUAUUCUUUCUGGAGGUAAAGCAUCCAAAGCUCAGUAUUUACAACAUAAAGCUUAAAUGUACAAGAAAUACCAAUUUGAGAAUGGGUUUAUGUAUCUGGAUUUCAAGGCUUAACUUCUGACUUGGGAAUAGGAUGCUCCUUGACUAGCCUCCUAGCUGUUCAUUGUGUUUUCCAAAGAAGAUCCCUAAAACUGCUAAGAAUGUAAGAGGAAGAAGGCAAGUGGAUGAAAAAGGAACAGAAAAGGAAAUUAGCUAAUGAGGAUAUGUUAUCUAAAAUCUUAAUAAUGUUGUUUUGGAAAAGUUAUGUACAGAUACUUUUCUAUAUUAGUAUUCUAAGAAGAAUGAACAUAAGAUGUGUGAACACAUAUCCAGAGAAAACUGAAAAAGGAAAUCAAUCCAUCUAGAUUUUCAGAUGUCUCCAGGCACUAACAUGGUAUUUGGAUUCAUGGCUCAUAUCCUUUGUGUGUGUGUGUGUGUGUGUGUGUGUAUGUGUGUGUGUGUGUGUGUGCACGCACAUGUAUAUGUGGCCAAACAUUAAUAGUCAGAAGGUAACACCAGAGAAAUGGCUUUCCACAAAAAAAUCAAAAUCCUAAGGCACUUUUCUUGGUAUCUCUAACACAUAGGUCAUAGUUGGCACUUAAUAAAUUAUGGAAUGAGUAAAUGUGUAAAAAUACAGCUUGAUAUGCUUUUUUAAAAAGUUAUUAUACAGUUCUCAAAAUCAUACAUAAUUCAAAAACAGGUAAUCACUUGUUUUUACAUAAAAACUCCUGGUUACUAUGAAAUAAAGGUGAACAACUUCACUAGAUUAGUAUUUGCUCAUUGAAAGAAACAUAAUAUUUAUUAGCCAUGCAUAUAUCAACUCUUACUCCCAAAAGGUAAUCACCACUGUUAAAAAAGAGCUUUAAAAAUGGCUAUAUUUCAUCAUUUUUAGUAAUAGUGAUAAUUAUCUUAAAUCUCAUCUUAUUUUCCUGUCUUUGUCUAAAAGAGUCAGGAGACGAGGGUCUGUUCAUCUCCUAACAUCUUAGAUAAUGAAGCACUAACCUACAUUGAGAAUUCUAUCUACCAAUACUAUGAUUAAUUAAAAAUGUGUUAAGACACUUACAUUCCUACUUUAGUUUCUUUUAUUCCUGGUAGGUACACAGAUCUCUCAAACAGUCAUAUUUGAUUUAUUUCAUCAUCGCUACAGCAUAUAUUGGACACAAUUUCUAUUCUAUCUAAAAAAUUUUAUACAAAAGCAGAUUUGUCAGAUUCUUUUCUGUGGAAUAUGCAUGUGCAGAAAUCCACGUGUGCUUAUGUUUUAAUUACCUAAUGCACUAGCUAUGAAUAAAUUGCAUGAUUACAUCCUACACUGGACACAGAACAGUGCAAGAUAUAUUAAAAAGCCAUUAUAUUUGCAACUCUGAGCAAGAGACUAUAAUUAAAAGGCAAUUGGAUGAAAUUAGCUUAGAGAGUACAAGAGUUUAAGUAGGAUUUGGUAAAUGAACAUUAAUGGUUAACAUGUGGUUUUUAUUGUCUUUCGCUUCUUCUCUCUGUGACCCCAGGGUUGAAUUUCUUAGAUGUCAGUGGACCAAACAUCUGAAAACACCUGUACAAAGCUAUGCUUUACCAUGUGGCUAAAGUUAUAUCCAUAAAAGAAGCCAACAUAACUUUUGUGACUUUAGUAAAUCAAAGGUAUUAGGUAAGCUAGAAUGAUACCCUGGGUAUUAAUAAACUAUUUUUAAUGCUCCUAAGAUCUCGGGUAUGUGUCAUAAAAGCGUAGUUCACACUUCCUGCAACUCAAAAUGUGGUCAUAAAAUACACAUGUACAAGUCAAAGAAGGAAUAAAACUUUAAAGAAUUUUGAUUAUCGUGACAUUAAAUAUAAAAAAGUUGUUAAAAGUUAUACACAGUAUGUGUAAUGCCACUUCACCUUUAUCUGAGACUACCAAUACAUCUGCAAACUACGGAAGACUCAGAAUGGUACUGAUAUUUUCAUGUGUGGGAGAAGAGGUGGAAUCUUUGUGUUUACUUUUCUCUUCCUCCCAUGGAAAGUUGGGGAGUCUAUUUCCCUUCCCUUUGUGUUUCCGCUGGUCAGUGAAUGCACAGUAAGGUAUAAAUGAUGCUGUAACAGCUAUGCCAGUUCCAGGGCUAGGUUUUAAAAGGCCUGGUAGCUAUGGCCCUGCUCUCUUAUAAACUAACUGCCAUUUAAGAGGUAUAGCUACCUUAAGACCACCAUCCUGGGCAAAAUCCAAGCCACAUGCACAGGCCUAUAGGAUAAAAAAUGGAGAGAAAAAGGCCAAGGAGGAGUGAGGUGCCAGACAUAUCAGGGAAGAAGCCAUCUUGCAAGGUCAGCCAGCCCGUCCCCCCAAGUGAUGCCAAAUGAACUGCAGGCACACUGUGUGGGUGGUCCCUUCCCAACUUCCCGACCUACAAGAUGAUGAACUAAAUAAGAUCGUUAUUUACAUGGUGACUAUAGCUGAUGACACUACUAUAUAAUUGAAAUUUGUUAAGAGAGUAGAACUUAAGAGUUAUCACUAUAUAUAUGUAUAUAUAUGAAAAUAACAUUAUAUGUGAAGUGAUGGCUAUAUUAACUAAUGAUGGGAGGAUUCCUUUAACAACCUAUAUGUAUAUAAAAUCACAAUGCACACUUUAAAUAUCUUAAGUUUUAUUUGUCAAUUAUAUGUCAAUUAAGCUGGAAAAAUGAUUGUUUUAAGUCACUUGAAUUUUGUUUUUGUUCAUUAUGGUGCAACAUAUCUAAACACCUCUGAUUUGUUAUUUGAAUUUUAUAGUCUCUACUUUCCAUCUGUGCAGGAGUGUUGUGUGUGUACAUGUGUUUAUAUAUACAUACACAUAUAUACAUGGAUUUUUACCAUAUAAUUAGUUUAUGCCUAAGUUCAAAAGGAAUUAUUUAAUAUACUUUCAAAUGUAUAUACUAGAUCUAUUUUAUAUACUAUUUUAUAUACUAGAUCAAAUUUUAUACUAGAUUUAUAUACUAGAAAAAAGUCAUAACAGGGAGGUAGAUAGUGAGUUCCUUGCUCCUAUUUGGUAGGAGAUCUAAGGAAACCAAAGCUGCCUUUAUUAAAACUAAAACCCAGUUUCUCUAACGGUUGAUGGAGGUAGAGUCUCCCCAUGAGAGAACGUUUCUCUUGACCAAUGGUUUGUGUCUUUCUGGACCGGUCACCUCUCUCAGAGGAACCCCAUUAAUUACUGCAACUACCACCACUGUCCUUAAAGGGCCAUGGUCCGCUUUAACAGUGACCCAAGCAUGAGCACAUAGCUCUUUCUUUUAUUACUCAGUAGUGAAAAUGAAAUGAGGCUGGACAUUUAAAAAUUUCAUUAGAGAAAAGAAUAGAGGGGUGCCUGGGUGGCUCAGUUGGUUAAGCAUCUGACUUCGGCUCAGGUCAUGAUCUCGCGGUCCGUGAGUUGGAGCCCCGCGUUGGGCUCUGUGCUGACCACUGACAGCCUGGAGCCUGUUUCGGAUUCUGUGUCUCCCUCUCUCUCUGACCCUCCCCCAUUCAUGCUCUGUCUCUCUGUCUCAAAAACAAAUAAAACGUUAAAAAA